Molecule: messenger RNA, 3783 nt
Organism: Lotus japonicus
Lineage: Eukaryota; Viridiplantae; Streptophyta; Magnoliopsida; Fabales; Fabaceae
Product: pentatricopeptide repeat-containing protein At1g80550, mitochondrial
Exons: 2
Coding region: 48-1385 (445 amino acids)
Molecular function (GO): protein binding
Source: RefSeq, a predicted model, not a curated record
UUGAGGCAGAGAUUUUGAGUGUGGAGUGAAACAGAGCAAACAACACAAUGCGUAGGUUGAUUCCCCUUUCUUCUUCAACUCGACUUCGCCUCUUUCUAACCCAACAACGCUAUCAUUCCACACAAAACGCACCAUCUCACACUCCAGUUCCUGAAGAUCCCAUCCAUGUCGACACCACCACCGUUCGCGAAACCCUCAUCUCCUUCAACAACGACUGGAACCGCGCCCUCGAGUUUUUCAACUGGGUCGAGACCCAACACCAUUUCCUCCACACCACAGAAACCUUCAACCUCACCAUCGACAUCCUCGGGAAAUUCUUCGAGUUUUCCCAAUGUUGGAACCUCAUUCACCGCAUGCGGAACCACCCUUCUUCCUCCCCUGACCACACCACGUUCCGUGUCAUGUUCAAGCGCUAUGUCUCCGCUCACGAAGUCAAUGAAGCCAUUCGCACCUAUGAGCGACUCAGCGAGUUUAACUUGAAGGAUGACACCUCCUUCUCCAACCUAAUCGAUGCUCUCUGUGAGUACAAGCAUGUUCUCGAGGCGCAGGAUUUGAUUUUCGGCGAAAACAAGACAUGGGGUCAUGGGGUGGUGGGAGUGGGGACGACGAAGAUCUACAACAUGGUUCUUCGUGGGUGGUUCAAGUUGGGGUGGUGGAAGAAAUGCAAUGAGUUUUGGGAGGAGAUGGAUAAGAAAGGGGUUGAGAAGGAUCUUCAUUCUUAUUCAAUUUACAUGGAUAUUUUGAGCAAAGGGGGGAAGCCAUGGAAGACUGUGAAGCUUUUUAAGGAGGUGCAGAGAAAAGGUAUUAAAUUGGAUGUUGUUGCCUAUAACAUUUUCAUUAGAGCCAUUGGUCAAUCUCAAGGGGUUGAUUUCGCGAUCAGGGCCUUCCGUGAAAUGAAGGAAUCAGGAAUCAACCCUACUGUUGUCACUUACAAUACUAUCAUUAGGCUUUUGUGUGAUAGCUAUAGAAUUAAGGAGGCACUUGCAUUGCUUCGUACUAUGCGUGAUGAUAAUUGCCAGCCUAAUGCUGUUUCUUAUCAUUGCUUUUUUGCUUGCCUGGAGAAGCCUAAUCAGAUAAUUGACUUGUUUGAUAGAAUGGUUGAAAGUGGAGUUCGUCCUCGUAUGGACACCUAUGUCAUGCUGUUGAGCAAGUUUGGGAGGUGGGGAUUUCUGAGGCCGGUCUUUGUAGUGUGGGAUCAAAUGAAAAAAUUUGGAUGUAGUCCAGAUGCAGAUGCUUACAAUGCGUUGAUAGGUGCUCUUGUGGAAAAGGGCCAGAUAGAUCUGGCAAGGAAGUAUGAUGAAGAGAUGUUGCUCAAAGGACUUUCACCUAAGCCUAGGAAAGAGUUGGGGACAAAGCUUCUAGGAGGAGAACCUACUGAUGAAUAACUCUUAUGCAAGCAUACAGAUACACAAGUGUAAUACAUUCAGAGGAUAUUGAAGUUCAGCGGCUUUAAACAUUGGAAGCAUGUGAGCGGUGUUAUAGUGUGUUUCAUUCUGUGGUAGGAAUAGGAACCCCAUAAUCACUUUUUGGGAGAAGCUACAAAGUGUAGCUUCUGGAGUUAUUACAUGUAGAUAACAUUACCCAUCAAUAUCAAGAAAUUUUGGCAUGACAUAACCACUUUUUGAAUUCUAACACACUUUUUUUCUUGUUCCCUCCUUAUUUUAACCUCAUUGCUCUUGUUCUUUUUGCUUUCCUCAUGCAGAUCGGAAUUAUCUGACCAUCCCCUAUAGCAAUUGUGGUCACUGUAUUGAUAUUAGGAAGCUACCUUCCCCUUCACAUCUGGAGGCAUUAUGAUAUUUCUUAACCUCAAACUCAGCUCAUCUCUUCCCCUUACAAUUUAUUUCCUCAUAGUGGACCUUGUUUCGCAAUUCUGUCUAGGCUUGAACAGGUUGGGAAAGUGUCCAAUCUUUGUGGCAAUAUGUAGCCUUGUUUCUUCAUCUGUAUCUAUAACAUGUCACGAUGGGCUUGAGGGGCUUCAGUCAGUUCUCUGCACAUUUGGUUCUCCGUCUGGCUGGGCUGUCAAGUACCUUUGACUUGCACCCAUAUGCACAUAGGGGUCCAAGGGUGAUUGCUGGUCUCCCACAACAUUUUUCAUCUCAGAAGUCAUAGUCAUGUCACGGUGGCUUCUCUGAUGCUUAUCUUUACAGUUGUUGGCUCCAGUAAGUAUAUUGAGUUCUACACUGGAAGACGAAUAUUACUUUAGAGCAAAGAAUGCUUUCGGCUCAGAAUAUGGUUUUAAUUAUUCAUUGUGGUAAUGGGAAUUUUCGGCUGGAAAUUGAUUGUUUUUACUUAGGUUGCUGAGAACAAAUAAGUAUAAAUGGUGAAGAUUUGCUACAUUGGAGCUGGGUACGUUGGUGGCCCAACCAUGGCUGUGAUUGCUGGAACAGAGACCUCUUGCUGAUUUAUGAGCCAGGCCUUGAUGAUAUGGUGAAGCAGUGCAGGGGAAAGAACUUCCUCAGCUCUGCUCUGAUGUGGAGAAACAUGUUGCUGAGGCUGACAUUAUCUUUGUCUGAUUGAGCACCACAACAAAAACUCAGGGGCUUGGAGCUGGCAAAGCAGCUGAUCUGACUUAAUAGGAGAGUGCUGCUAGGACGAUUGCUGAUGUUUCAAAAUCUGACAAGAUUAUGGUUGAGAAAUCCACUGUGCCUGUGAACAUAACAAAAGAGAACCCUGGUGAUUUGAGGCCUUAUUGUUAUAGGGUUAUGAUUUAUAGCUUGGUUGAUAAGAAUGAUGAGGCUAAGGUGCAGUUUGUAAGGUGCAGGGAGUUGUGAGUUGUGACCCAAGAAGAUGGUUGUGAUCCACGCAGAUAUAUGGUAAGAGAUUUGAAGACUUGAGGUUCUUCAUUGAGCCACUCAUGAGAAAAAUCAUUCCUCUACCAAGUCUUCACAGGGUACCUGCAAAGAAGUUUGACUCUCCAAAUCAUAAAGGUUAUUGCAUCUACAUUCAAAUAAUUCCGGAUGAUAUCCUGCGCAUAGAGAAUGCCAUUAGGCCUCUCAGUAGAUCUCAACCUGCUGAACCAGGACAUCUUGAGAGAUGGGAAGUUCCUUCUGAUAUGAGGAACCCUCCAAAUGCUGAAAAUGUAAUCAUUCAAGAUGAUCUUUUACUUGACGGGGCUGUUCAGAAAUGACCAGACGACUUUGACCCUAUUGUGUUAGAUCGCUUAUCUCCAAGAAUUGCCAACGUUCAAGCUGACCACACAAGCCUGAGAUCUAGCGCCAUUGAUACUCUUAAUAACUUGUCUAAGUCACUUAAUGAGAAGCUAAAUCAAGAAAUGAGUGUUCCUUAGAAGAUAUGCUCUCUACCCCCAGUGCCCUAGCUUUUGCUCAUGACAAAUGGGAGAGGUAAGAAAUGAAGAAUUUGCUGGUGACACAAGUGGUCAAGCUUAAGUGUUUGCUAAACAAGUUGUAGAUGAAGAAGAAAAGAAAGGAGAAGUUGAAAAAGAGAAGAAGGAUGAGGAAGAAAACAAUGAAGAAGAGAAGAAGGGAGAAGAGCAUGUGAAGCAAGAUGCUGAAAAAGAAAGACUUCUGACUCAGGGGGAGCAGAAAAUCAAGAAGUCUGAAUUAGGAAAAGAGAAUAGGAAUUUUGAAGAAGAAUUACCAUUCUUUUGUUUCUACCCUAUCUUUGAGCCAAACUUGUUUCUUUUGACCAAUUUCCUACCGUAACAAACAUGAUGAUUCAGAAUGACAAUUUUUUUUAAGUCUGUUUUACUUCUUAUAAUCUAUCUCAUUUCUUAAAUCUGAAUACUCUAAUAACUUAUCUCAUAAUAUUUUCUCUAAUAAAUUG